AUGAAAGCGAGUCCUUCUAUACAGGUAGAAGUCGGAGGGAAGACGUUUAAAAUAUCUGCUGAGAAACUAGAAAAUGGACCUCCGUCGCGUCUGAAAAGUCUCUGCAAAUGUCCUACACCUGAGGUGGACAGACCUUCUCAUCUCUUCAAGGCGAUUCUAGCUUUGUACCAGACUGGAGAGCUGCACAUACCGGAGGGAUCAUGUCCGCUGGCGUUCCUUAAAGAACUGGAGUUCUGGGAAAUUGAUAUUUCUCUAAUGGCAGAUUGUUGCUAUAACAGACUGCAGAGCUUCUUAUCCGAGCAGCAAACACUCCGCGAGUUCAAGGAUUCUCAAAAACGAUUCGAGGACCAGAACCCCUCUAAGUAUUCCCUUGCUAUAUUUAUGUCGUUGAGAAAAGCUAGAGAAUCUGUUUGGGGUGUAUGCGGACACGGAAAGUCAAGCAUCUGUUCAAAGGCUUACUUGGCCGUGUCAUUCUUGGUUGUCCUUCUGUCGAUAUUUGUCAUUGCCUAUGGAACUGACCCGCUUUUCCAGCGCCAGAUGACCAACUGUGAGCGUCUCGCAUACAUGAGCAGUAAGAACAUGGAAGGCGUGCAUUUAGUGGAAGAACGCCUGAAAAGACAUUGCGAAUCUCAAACUGUUCCAACAGAUAUGCCCUUAUUAAAGAUGCACAUUGAAGAUACCGGCGAGCUUGGCAAUCAUGACGACUUUGUCGAGAUUGAGGUAACCGAUAUUCCCCAAUCACAUGCCUCACAAGACUUUGACAAUACGACUGUGUUGAACGACUCCAUGCCUGUGCCUCUCUUUGCAAAUCAUUUCCUUACGUUGUAUAACUACGUUGGCUCUUCAACUCACAAACGUACGAAUAACGCCGAAACAGAGGGCAGUAAUACUGACCAACACGACAGUAGUAUUAAAACUGAUUUCAAAUCUAUGAAUCACGCCCUUGAGACUAAAGGAAACGAGAAUGCUAUCAUUAGUCCUGUUUGA
This is a messenger RNA of Dreissena polymorpha, 987 nucleotides long. Its product is annotated as potassium voltage-gated channel subfamily F member 1-like. Gene Ontology annotation, cellular component: voltage-gated potassium channel complex. Lineage: Eukaryota; Metazoa; Mollusca; Bivalvia; Myida; Dreissenidae. Bases 1 to 987 code for a protein of 328 amino acids. The record is from RefSeq and is a predicted model, not a curated record. The transcript is spliced from 5 exons. Gene Ontology annotation, biological process: potassium ion transmembrane transport; protein homooligomerization. Gene Ontology annotation, molecular function: delayed rectifier potassium channel activity.